AUGUAUAAUGAUAUUAAUAAGGAUUCGUCAGAUUGCACCCAAUAUUAUAAAAAAGCUAAAACAUUUGUUGAUGAAUAUAGUAAACUUCUUAAUAAUAAUGAUUUUGAUACAGAUGACAGUUCACAUAGAACAUUAUUGUCGAGUUUAUCAACUAAUUAUAAUAAUUUAAAAAAAUAUUGUGAUAAAAAUUGCAACGGUUGUAGCAGUAUUCCAUCUCUUCCAACGACAAAAACAACACAAGUUUCUGCACAUAUCUCUGAAGCUACAUCAUCAAGUUCGUCGAUAACAAGCACAUUAAUUCCAGGUUUAUCGACAUUUGCAAUACCAGCUUUCUUGGGAAUUGCUUAUAAGUAUUCAUUAUUUGGAAUUGAUAAACUAUUUCAAAGACAAUAUAUAAGAAAAAAAUUAAAUCAAGUAAAGAAGAAAAUGAAAGUUAAUAUAUGA
This is a messenger RNA of Plasmodium vinckei vinckei, 444 nucleotides long. RefSeq names its product CIR protein PIR protein, fragment. The transcript has 2 exons. Bases 1 to 444 code for a protein of 147 amino acids. The record is from RefSeq and is a predicted model, not a curated record. NCBI's taxonomy places the organism in Eukaryota, Apicomplexa, Aconoidasida, Haemosporida, Plasmodiidae.